Molecule: messenger RNA, 5098 nt
Organism: Anastrepha ludens (Mexican fruit fly)
Lineage: Eukaryota; Metazoa; Arthropoda; Insecta; Diptera; Tephritidae
Gene: lqf
Product: epsin-1
Exons: 11
Coding region: 1112-3970 (952 amino acids)
Biological process (GO): endocytosis
Cellular component (GO): endosome; plasma membrane; clathrin vesicle coat
Molecular function (GO): clathrin binding; phospholipid binding
Source: RefSeq, a predicted model, not a curated record
GAGUUUGUAUAGAAACAUAAAGAAUUGGCUAUUUGCAAAUUUAAUAAAGAAAACAAGCGAAAGAGAACAAUUACCGCUGCAAUUCAGCAGCAAAACGAACGGCGAAAGAGCGAAACACCGAAAAGGGAAACUAAAAACGUCAUCAGUUGUCAUCGUAUUGCGCUUUGUGCCAUCCUUCCAUAUCCAUUCUUAAAUUUCUACUUGUCAUAGAUGGAAGUCGACCUACUCAUUCAUUCAGUACUUGUUCGUCUCAAAAUUUGAGGCAGUAUUAUUUCGUUAAAAUUCUAAGCGUACCUAGGCAACUAUAAAAAAAAAUUGGUUAUUAAUUAGUAGCAAACGAAAUUCCGAUAUAUUUCAUCUUAAAAAAAUAUACAGAAAGAAAAGUGAGAAGUGAAAAUUGUGAAAAGGUGAAUAAGCAUUUAUGACUACCAGAAAGAAACAAUGUGGUAAAACGGAUAACUAGAAGAACUAACAAGCCUGUAAUUACUACUGAAAACUAUUGGAUGCAAUUCACAGCAUUAUUGAAAUUGCAAUUAUAGAACAAAAUCGCCACGAUUUGCACACCCACGUAGUCAUCGUUGUCGCUUCUGUACUACGGUGCGUGUUACUCCCUGGUCUAUUUAGUCUGCGUUGUAUAUUCCACAACUGCAGCUCCAGAAGUGGCGUAGGAACGAAUUCCCCCGUGUCUGGUUUUGCGUUUAUCAGCAGCAGAAUACGCCCAACAAAAACAACAUCUUCAAAAACAAACCAAGCAAAACUGUCAGCAGUAAUUCGGGCAAGUAGCCAGGUUGCCUAUCAGGCGGUGUCUCGUGACAUUGUUCAGCUGAACCUGAACUACUAGGGGCAAACAGAGAUACGACAACUUUGACAACUACAAUUUAGUGUUCACAAAAAAUUAAAUCGUUAGUGAGACUGCAAGCAAGCUAUAGUCUACGCGUUCAUUGAGGCUCAGCUUGCUUUGGAGCACUAUAAAAUCUGCAACUCAACAAAAGCAAAAACCAAAAAAAUAUAAUUACAACAAAACAAACUAGCAUUUUACAAAACGCAAAACCAUAAAAAGUUAAAGAAAAAGUACAUAAAGAAAUAACUAAGCGUAGCGAAAACAAUCAAAAUGCGAAAACAAAAGGAAGACAUGCAAGUAAAUGUCGCUGGUUUGCGUCGCAACAUCAAAAACCUCGCGCACAACUAUUCUGAUGCGCAGGUGAAAGUACGCGAGGCCACGUCCAAUGACCCUUGGGGGCCAUCGGCUACUAUAAUGGCCGAGAUUGCUGACCUCACCUACAAUGUCGUAGCCUUCUCGGAGAUAAUGCAAAUGAUUUGGAAACGUCUAAAUGAUCAUGGCAAGAAUUGGCGGCAUGUUUACAAGGCACUUAUCCUGCUGGAGUAUUUGAUUAAAACCGGCACGGAAAAAGUGGCACAACAGUGCAAGGAGAACAUUUUUGCCAUACAAACACUUCGUGAAUUUGUGUACUUUGAAGAGGGCAAAGACCAGGGUACUCAUGUACGCGAAAAAGCCAAACAGUUGGUGAAUUUGCUGAAGGAUGACGAACGUUUGAAGAAUGAACGUGUGAAAGCGUUGAAGGCGAAAGAGCGUUUUGCACAACAUCCCAGUGGUUUUGGUAGUGAUGGUUACAUUGAUGGGCCGACGCACCGUGAUAUGCCGCCCGGUUGGCAGGAAGAACCGAAGCCGGUGUCUGAAUUGGAGUUGGUGCGUCCGCAAACGGCUGGCGAGGAGGAGUUACAGCUGCAGUUGGCCAUGGCCAUGUCUCGAGAAGAGGCUGAACAGGAGGAGGCGAAACGACGCAGUGAUGAUGUGCGUUUACAGCUGGCGUUAAGCCAAAGCGAACAGGAUUUCAAAGAUCAAACUGUACCUGUGGGUAAAAGGGAUAAGCCACAAUCGCAUUUGUUAGAUUUGCUUGACAUUUCCUUGGGCGCCACUAGCAUUUCCAGUCCGCCAUUGGGUGCCACCGGCGGCAGUGGCGAUCCAUGGGCUACGCCGGCACGUGCUGCAAGUCAGCUAUCGGAUCCCUGGUCGGGUACGUCAUCGCCGCAAAUUGAUCCUUGGCAACCGGCUGCGUCUAUGCGUACUGCCACCGCUUCAGCGCCACUAGGUGCAGUUGGCGGUAUUGGUAGUAACGGUGGCGAAGCCUGGGGUCUAACACGCACACAAUCACCGUCCGUGGCAUCUGGUUCUUCGACUGAGGGUUGGCUGCAAAGCAAUGGCGGUGGUGCUGCUGGUAGCACUGCCAUAUUGAAUGGAAACUCUAUUGGUGCCGGCGCGAUUGGUGGCGUAGAUCCUUGGCUAUCUAAAAGCGGAGCUGUUGGAGGCGCAACUGCUGCCGAAAACGUUGAGCCAGUGGAUUCAUGGCUGACGGAGAAGGUGAAGCCAGUGGAAAUAUCGUCCCUAAUGGCAGCGCCAACUGCCGAUCCCUGGGCACCCAAAGCCGGUACGACGAACAAUGACGAUCUAUGGAAGAGUACUGAAACGAGUGUGGUUAAGAAGCCUUCACCUGAUUUAGAUGAAUUCGAUAUAAUAACCAAUCGAAAUAAGACUGGAGAUUUGUUAACUAAUAGUUUGGCAAGUGUUUCUAACAAUAAUAACGCAUCACUACUCGAUGAAAUGGAUCCGCUAUCUGCAACGAAUUCAUCGCUCAAUGCAGCCUCAACGAAUACGAAGAAACAAUUGAAAACACCACAGUCGUUCUUAGGUGAAAAUUCAUCAUUAGUUAAUUUGGAUAAUCUAAUAAAGCCCAUUCAAACGCAACCGCAAGUGGGCAAUGCUGCCUACAAUCCGUUUAGCGACACUGUUGUACCACCAAAAACAAAUCUAUUCCAACAACAACAGCCUGCGGUACCGUCCAUUAAUCAGCUAAAACAACAACAGCCCUUUGCCAUGACUAUGAAUCAAGAUCCUUGGGCGCCGGUCAACAAUUCCACUAAUACGACACAGCCCUCCAGAAACUUCUUUACUGAAUAUGAACGCGACGAAUUCACAAGUUUUCAUAGCAACAAUUUGCAUAACGAAAAUAAUAAUAACAAACAAAUCAACAAUAAUCUCAACAACAACAACAUCAGCUGCAGCAACCACAACAAACCAACUCUACAAUAUUCGAAAAGUGAUUAUGACGUCUUCAAUACCUCGUUCGGCACUUCUUCAAAUGAUUUCUUUCUCUAUAAUAACAACAACAAUAGUCAACAAAAUGGACCUCAUCAAUUCCAAACCCAAGUGCAAGUUCAUAGUCAAAGUGUUGAUAAUAUACGCAACAUACAAACCACCAGCGACAGUGACACAGACAUCUAUGAUAACUCAUCAAAUACGACCAUCCAUCAGCAAGUGGCAACGAGCAACAGAAAUUUUCAAACCAGCACCAAUACCACCAGUUCCUCCCUAGCUUUACAGCCACCACUCGCACCAGCCACUACGCUUUACCAGACGGAUUUUGCGGACUUUAGCGCCGCGCUAAAUCAAGAUAGCUUUGUCAGCGAUGCCUUUAACAAGAAUACGACAUCCAACUAUGCCUAUGGCCAAGCAUCCACCAAAUUAGAUGCCACAUACCAAACAGCGCCGUUGGCAGCAAGUUACAGCAAUGCCUUAACGGCCGCUUUGGCAGGUACGCCGGGUAUUAAAUUAGCUGCUAUGCCGGUGCCAAUGUCGACUACAACUAUUCCAUUUGGUUUCGGCCCUUCAUCUAUGGAUAUGGGCAGCGGUGUUGGUGAUACUGGCAGUGGUGGUAUUGGUGUUGGCGUUGGCGGUGACUCUUUAUUUAAUUAUGGUUUUUAUGAUGCAACUCCGUCAAUAAACCACAACCACAACCACAACCUCAACAAUAACAACAAUAGCGCCAACAACAAUGCAAUAUUUUCGAUGUCGACAUCGUCGUCGUUGGGCAACUGUAAGCUGGAAAAUAAUAACAAUAUGCCUUGGAUGAAUCCGGAAGCAGCAUCGUCGUCGAAUCCAUUCUUAUCGUAAACUAAUUUUUUUUAAUGCGGAAAUUUAUAUUGGGCGGGUUUUAAAACAGCGAGCGCUACUCAGUUAGAGGAAUAAAGAAUUCUUUUUUUUAUAUAUACACAUUUACGCAUAAAAACAAAAAAAAAUUAUGAAAAAGUAUAAAUUUAAUAUAAGUAUUAUAAUUGUAAUAAUGAAUGUUUGAAAAACAGAUGCAGGCGUUGCAAUAGAGAGCUACAACGAGAGAGAUAGAGAGAGAGACCGAGAGAGAGACCAAGAGAGAGAGCGAGAGAGAGAAGUGGCAACAUGUUGGUUGGUGCGCGUGGGCGUGUGUGUGUGUGUGCUUUCUGAAGGUAACAAGGCGUGUGGUGGAGCAAAGUUGAGCUGCAAUGGCAGCUUGUAUGCGUAUUAGCACUUAGAAGGGGCUUAAAAAUUUUUACUAAAAAUGUAUGUACAUAUCUUUUGAAAGUAUUUGAGUAAUAAAAAAAGAAAUAAAUAAAUUAAAAAAAAGUUUCCCUUAUAAUCAUCAUACUUGCAGCUGCUGUUGUUACCCAAUCUGUCGUAUAUUUGCCACCACCGCCAUACACGUUUGCCAACACUGCACACCGAGGGCGCGUGCCACCAAAUGUUGCCAAAGCAGCAGAUCAAUACAAAAUUAAAAUUAAAAAUCAAGAAAAAACAAAAACACUUAUACACAAACAUGCAUACACACCUUAUACAUGUACGAAAAGAAGAAAUUAUUGAGAAAUUGAGCUGAACAGAAUGUUAGAGGAAAUACAAAUUAUGUAACCAUUGCUACUUUAUUUUAAUGCAAUAGCUAUAGUAAUAGAAAUUGUAAUUGUUUAAAUAUUUUAUCGUUGUAAAUCUUUUUUGUAAUUGUAAUUUUUAAAAGAUACAUUGUCUACAUAUGUAUAUACAUAUGAUGCAAAUUAUUUUUAUAUAUAAAUGAAAUUACCACUAAACUAUCGUAUGUACAAUGUUAUGUUGCAAUUUGCCGAGCAGAGUAAUUACUCAUAUGUUUGUUAUGUAAUACAUGGAUUGUGCGAUCAACCAACGACAGCUAAGCGAACCUUAUGUAUGUAUACAAUACUAAACCAAAAAAAAAAAAACAAAAUUAAAAUCAUUAAAAAAGCAAACAAACAAACAAACAGC